CCUGCCCCCCGCCGGAAGUGACGUGUUCACAGAACCCCUCAUCAGCGUUUCGCUUCCAAGCUUUCAGAAUCAUACGCGUUCGUUUUAAACGUGAAUUAAACUCUUAGACGCGGAAGAAAUGGCGCAUCUAACGACGAACCCGGCGGAUAAAGAGCGGUUUCUGUGCAUCUAUCCGUCAUACAUCAACAGUAAAAAGACGAAAGCAGAAGGCAGAAGAAUAUCUGCAGAGAAGGCUGUGGAGAACCCGUCGUGUGCUGAGAUCCGGGACGUUCUCUCGGCUGCGGGACUCAAUGUUCUGGUGGAGAACAAGAUGUAUCCGCGCGAAUGGAACCGAGACGUUCAGUUCAGAGGAAGAGUGAGGAUCCAGCUGAAGCUCGAGGACGGAAACUUGUGCCAAGAGAAGUUUGCAUCUAGGAAGGAUGUGAUGUUUUACGUGGCGGAGAUGAUCCCGAAACUGAAGAGCAGAACGCAGAAGAGCGGCGGAGCCGAGGCCGGAUCACAGACGGGAGAAGGAGGCAAGAAAGGGAAGAAGAAGAAGAAGUAGAUGACCUGAUCCUCAAGCAGCUCUUUUUUUUUAUUAUUAUUAUUUCAUCUUUUUGCUUGGCGUCUGUGUGUUUUGAUCAUGAACUCUGGCUCUCGGUGACGCUCGUUUGUUAAUUACCGAUGAUGGAGUGUGUUUAAAGGGAGGCCCGCGUCCUUCAUCGCACCUGUGUUCGGGAGAGAGAGCGUGUGAAAUAACUGAAGUGUCUCGCUGGGGUCCGUGUGUUAGUUCAGGGCCGGAUUGGCCCCGCGACUGUCGCCAAAAUUCUUCAGAUGUUUGGUCCGGAGCUCGAGUCUGGUGAGCCACUCGUCACGCAGCCUGAAACCACAGCCACAGAGACUUCAUUACUUCAUUACUUGAUCGCUGCAUGCUCCGUUCAGCCCAGACACAAACACAGCAUUGAUUUAAGGAGAGCUGCAAAACUAGUCAACCAAUACAUUCAAAAUAAAACUCUCUGUUUACAUUC
Messenger RNA from Puntigrus tetrazona (Sumatra barb), 1007 nucleotides. RefSeq names its product signal recognition particle 19 (gene srp19). Bases 119 to 544 code for a protein of 141 amino acids. Gene Ontology annotation, molecular function: 7S RNA binding. The record is from RefSeq and is a predicted model, not a curated record. NCBI's taxonomy places the organism in Eukaryota, Metazoa, Chordata, Actinopteri, Cypriniformes, Cyprinidae. Gene Ontology annotation, biological process: SRP-dependent cotranslational protein targeting to membrane, signal sequence recognition; SRP-dependent cotranslational protein targeting to membrane. The transcript is spliced from 5 exons. Gene Ontology annotation, cellular component: signal recognition particle, endoplasmic reticulum targeting.